AUGGAAAUAAGUUGCAUUAACCGAAAUGGAGAAAGUGGAGAGGCCUACGGGUUAGAUCGACCAAGAUACUGCACAUUUCAUGAUGGACCCGGACACACUAUUGAUGAAUGCUGGGACUUGAGAGAUCCCGGUAGGAGAAAGAAGCAGACUGAAGAUAACAAGGGCAAAAAGGCAAAGUCUAAUAGUAAUGAAUUCCUAGAGUCUGAGUUCGAGUGUAAUGUGAUCAAUAGAGCAUUGGGCGGUAGAGGAGAGUCGUCAAGUGUUAGAAGGAAAUACCUCAGAGAAGUACUCUCAGUACGAGAACGGGAAAAAUUUAAAGAAGAUUCUAGCAAGCCAGAGCCCCCACUCCUGUACUUCACCAAAGAAAAGCUGAGAGAUGUUGUGAUGGGACAUGAAGAUGGAUUAAUCAUUACCAAUACCUUGGUAAACUAUUGUGUCAAGAAGAUAUUCGUUGAUCCUGGUAGUUGUGCUGACAUUCUCCUCUGGGAUGCAUUCAAGAGAAUGAACGUAGAUGAAGAAGAUUUGAAGCCAUGUAAAACCAUGUUGAUAGCCUUUAAUGGAGAAAAAAACCCCACUAAAAGGAUAUAUUGA
Molecule: messenger RNA, 591 nt
Organism: Gastrolobium bilobum
Lineage: Eukaryota; Viridiplantae; Streptophyta; Magnoliopsida; Fabales; Fabaceae
Exons: 2
Coding region: 1-591 (196 amino acids)
Source: RefSeq, a predicted model, not a curated record